UCGGAACAGAGUUGCAAGCUGCACUAUAAAUAGAGUCCCCUCUGAGCCUUGAGACCUCAAGCUUCUUCACAACAGACUCUGAGCUCAAGUCUUGUAAUAAUCUCCAGAACCAACAUAAGUAUUUGAUAAUCUUGUAUCUGAGAAAUGGCUUUGGUGACAAUGCUAGGGGCCGAAUAUCCAGUGGUGAUAUUCAGCAAAAGCUCAUGUUGCAUGUCACACAGCAUCAAGACACUGAUAUCCAGCUUUGGUGCAAAUCCAGUGGUUUACGAGCUCGAUGAACAGGUGAAUGGGCAACAGAUGGAAAGAGAACUGAAGGCAUUAGGGCGCAAGCCGGUCAUACCAGCUGUUUUCAUAGGGAAGGAGCUCAUUGGCGGUCCUAAUGAGGUCAUGAGUCUCCAUGUCAAGGGAAAGCUAGUGCCAUUGCUCUUGCAGGCUAAAGCGAUAUGGCUGUAAAGGAACUAAUUAAUUUUAGUACCAUGAUUAAUCUCUGGUUAAUAGUGUCAGCUCACUGUUUAUCAGGAGCUUCGGCCUUUUUUGUAAAAUUUUACAUGCACGUGUUUAACUGCGAGGACAAUCAACCUAUUAUGUAUGAGGUCUAUCUAUGUUAAUGUAAAACCUUUAUCUUAUAUAUGAAAAGA
Messenger RNA from Daucus carota subsp. sativus, 638 nucleotides. RefSeq names its product monothiol glutaredoxin-S2. The transcript has a single exon. The record is from RefSeq and is a predicted model, not a curated record. NCBI's taxonomy places the organism in Eukaryota, Viridiplantae, Streptophyta, Magnoliopsida, Apiales, Apiaceae. Bases 145 to 453 code for a protein of 102 amino acids.